Myotis lucifugus (little brown bat) is the source of this 363-nucleotide messenger RNA. RefSeq names its product transmembrane protein 230-like. Gene Ontology annotation, cellular component: endomembrane system; synaptic vesicle. The coding region runs from base 1 to 363 and encodes 120 amino acids. Lineage: Eukaryota; Metazoa; Chordata; Mammalia; Chiroptera; Vespertilionidae. The transcript has 2 exons. Gene Ontology annotation, biological process: synaptic vesicle transport. The record is from RefSeq and is a predicted model, not a curated record.
AUGGUGCCUGCUCGCACCAACGUGCCUGCUGGGAUCCCCAGGAACAAAGUGAAAUAUUCAAUGCUCUCCAGCACUGACGAUGGACACAUGAACCUAAAGUGUCAGGAAAGCCCCGCUAAGAUUCCCUACAAGGCCAUUGCCUGCUUCGCCCUGCAGUUUUUGAUAGGCGCUGUUCUCCUGAUCACCGGCUGCCUCCUGCUGGCGGGCUACCUCAGCGAAGCAGGACCCAACCGGGCGGUUGCCAUUCUCAUUGUGGGCAUCCUGGUGUUGCUGCCCGGGUCUUACCACCUGCUCAUCGCUUGCAAAGCCCAUGGAGGCUGCCCUGGCUACUCCUACCAAGACCUUCCGGACUGUGGCGACUAG